CCAAACAAUUCGUCAAGUCUGCUUCAGUUGCCUGACAUAAUUCAAGAUGCACGGUCUUCUGGGAUUACUUGCUUUUGCGUGCUAUAUAAUAAUUGCAGCAACAGAGUGCUCAACAUCCAAAUAUAGAGAAGGGCCAAGAGAUUGGUUAAGAUGCAGUAAUGCCAGUAUCGAAGAGGUAAAAUCUAAGCUGCAAUGGAAUCUGAUGAAAAUCGCAAUUUCGGAAUCUAUGAUAUCUGAGAUCCCUGAUCGCUCUUUUGCCGUGAACUCAACAACUCUGGAGAUGCUGAAUUUUCACUCUUGUGGCAUACAUCGUAUUGGAAAUGAAGCCUUCCUGGGUUUAGGAUCAUUGAAAGAAUUGAGCCUGUCCUACAACAAAAUUACCCAAUUAAGCGCUGCUUGGCUUAGCCAUCUGACAUCCCUGGAAAGACUAGAUCUAUCUUUUAACAUGAUAACGUACAUCGAUCCGCAGAGUUACCUCAAUCUAUGGAACCUUCAGAGACUGGACAUCAAUGAUAAUCAAUUGAAACAGAUACCGAUGCUAAACUUUGAGCGUAUGCAGCGGCUCAAGAUAAUACGUAUUCAAGAAAAUCCACUGACGUACUUGAACCGAGCUAAGCUAACGCUUUGGCUGAACGAUCAUAAAGUCAAUUACGCAACACGAGAUGACGAUUUUAUAUGGUUCGACAGUGUUCUACACAGUUGCUUGAUCGAUCUACCACAAACCGGAGAGCUGGAUAGAAAAAUGAACACUUGCGUUACGAUGAACAUGUUUGAACAGCUAACUUCCAUUCUAGCGACUUCCCCUUCAAUUCGUGAUUCUACCCAAGUAUGUUAUGGACAAACGAGAAAUCUGAUAGAUUGCUUCAAGAAGAUAAACAUUCGAACCAAUGGUAACAUAUUGUUGAAUUUACUCUCCACUAUAAAUGAUGUGGCAAAAAUAGGAACAGCUUAGGUAAAAUGGAUGAUUUUUGAGGCAUGUGAAGGACAAGACAGGAUAACGAAAAGACAUAAAUGUUAAACUUAUCACGUUGCAUGCGUGAAAUAUUGUAAUCUAUGGGCUGUACUUAAUUAUGUGCAGGUAAAAUUAAGGUUAUUACUUAUAAUGAUGUGAAUCAUUACUAAUGCAAUAGUCGAUUGUACAUUAUACAUAUUACUGACAAGAAUAUCCCCAGUUUAUAUAACGUUUAUCCAGAAGCUUAUAAUACACCUUAAAUUCAUAAAUCAUAAAUAAUAAAAUUGCGAAGAAUAUGCAUAUCA
Neodiprion fabricii is the source of this 1257-nucleotide messenger RNA. RefSeq names its product leucine-rich repeat-containing protein 15-like. Lineage: Eukaryota; Metazoa; Arthropoda; Insecta; Hymenoptera; Diprionidae. The transcript is spliced from 3 exons. The coding region runs from base 47 to 952 and encodes 301 amino acids. Gene Ontology annotation, molecular function: protein binding. Gene Ontology annotation, cellular component: plasma membrane. The record is from RefSeq and is a predicted model, not a curated record.